GAGGGACAGUGAAGAGGGACCUCACAAAAGAUCUGGUUAGAGGUGUUCUCAUGUCAGUCCGACUGAGAGACCUGAAAAGAAGAACAGAAGAAACAUUUUUCUUUAGCCAUGAUGGGUUACGACAAGCUGUGCCUGUUACUGCUGCUGAGCACAUACACGUUGGCUCAGGAAGGCAAUGACAGUAAUGAACUAACCUCAACGUGUCUGUUGGCCUCCGGAUUUAAAACUUAUAAGAAAUAUGUGUACCACUACACUACAGAGAGUAGAAACGGUGUGAUAGGCAACCUAAAGAAUGGCCCGCAAGUCUACUGUCAGGUUGAGAUUGAAGUCCCCCAGACAUGUAGUUUCGUCAUGCACACCAGAGACUGUGCUCUAAGAGAAGUCUCAAAAAUGGAUCAUCAGGGCCUGCCGGUCUACAAGCACAGUCAUGGCUCCGAGGCCUUCCAGGCCGCCAUGGAAAGGAACUCUCUGAAGUUUACCGUGGAGGGAGUGACCCGUGUCUACCUUUACCCCGAGACGGACGAGCCUGAUCCCAUCCUCAACAUUAAAAGAGGAAUCCUUUCAGCUCUCAUCGUGCCUGUCAUGGGAGAUGAAGAGAACAGCUCUAUGAGCACAGUGCACGGACAGUGUUUAACAAACUACCUGGUGCAUGACAGAAAGGACUCAGCCACACAUGUAAAACUUUCCAGAGAUCUGUCCCAAUGUGACCAGUUCUACAGCAAGGAACUUGUCAACAGUCCCCUUGCCUUGCUGCAAAGAAUGCAUCGCCCAUUGUCUAAACUGAUGACAAGCACUCAAGACUGCAACUAUCAGUUUGAUAACAAGGGAAAGCACAUCAUGGUAGCCAUGUGCACUGAAAAACACUUCUAUCUGCCAUCUUACACUGACGGAAUUUCAUCUAAGGUGACCCAGAAUCUCAGCUUUCAAAGCUCCAAAAGGAUAAUCAACAAAAUAUUUGACAUAAAUCCAAGCCACAGCAAGCCACUUUACUUUCAAGACACUGACGAUAAAGCUCCAGCUCAGACGAAAGACACUGCCCUGGGCACUCUAAAUGACCUGAUGGCUUUGGCAGGCACCAACCAGGGUCAGAGGAGGACCAGCCUUUUUCAUAAGCUGGUGUCCAGUCUGCGCGUCCUGAGAAACGAGACCCUGAGCCAGACAGUCCCGGAGAUGUUGGAUGUGUCAGACUUGCUCACCUGGCAGGCCCUGUUCCAGUGUGGAACCAUAGAGUGCACCAGCGCCAUUAUCCAGGCUCUCAGGACAAUUGAUGGACUGUCACCAGAGGCGGAUGCUUUAAUCUAUGGUCUAAGUCUACAGGCUAAUCCUGAUGCCACACUUGUAAGAGAUAUGCUCAGCAUGGCUCAGUAUAAACAAAGCAGGGCAAUCAUGUAUGCACUAGCAAACACGGUCAAAAAGUUCCAUAAAGCAAAGGUUACUCAAGUGGUCACUGAUGUGUCAAAGUUCAUGGAAACACUUCUAAAUGACUGCCUGGAAGAAACUUUUAAUGAAGAUUCGGAUAUUCCUUCUGGCCCCAAAGAGAAUACCUUCCUUGUCCUGAGGGUUGUUGGUGUCAUGGGUAAAGCCAUGCAAGCUGUGAGCCCCAGUCUGAUAUCUUCCAUUUUGCGGUGUGCUAAGAAAACUGACAUACCAUUGUCAAACCAAAAGGCAGCUGUACAAGCCUUUCGGUUGAUGGAUAUUAAUGAUGAGGUCAAAAACAGCUUCAUGGAGGUGUUCAAGGAUGCACAGAGCCCUGUUGAAAAACGUGUAGCAGCCUACUUGAUUUUGAUGAAGAAUCCAGACCAAGCCCUGGUUAGAGACAUUCUGAACAACAUGGAAAAUGUGGUUGACGAGCAGCUUAAGAGCUUUGUGGUCUCCCACCUGAAAAACAUCCGCAACUCUGACGAGCCUCAAAUGUAUCAACUUAAGGAAUACAUUGAAUCGGCCUUGAGAGACCAGCUAUUGCCUAAGGUAUUUAAUGGCAUGUCAAUCAACUGCAAAAUGGACUCCCCUUUGGGCUCAGUGCAGAGUAACAUCAUCUUCGAUGGCACCGAUACUCUGCCUAAGGAGAUGAUGCUUGAGACAACUCUAAAUGUUUUUAACUACAACUAUGACAUUUUUGAGGUCUUCGUUGAGGGAACAGGAUUUGAACCAACAAUUGAUGCUCUUUUCGGAGAACAAGGUUUCUUCCCUGACACCAUCUCCAAAGUCAUGUACUGGGCAGGUGACAAAGCCAAGAUGCUCAAGGGGGUCUUGGAUAGAAUUGCUCCAGAAAGAUACAGAAUGAAGAGACAGGUCUCACACAAUCUCCUGAAAGAUAUCUCUAAAGGUGUCAAAAAGCUCUUGGAUGACGUGCAUCUCCCUCCAGCCCCUGAAGCAAUUGGCUAUCUUCGGCUUCUGGGUGCUGAAAUAGGAUACAUGAAGACCAGUGACAUGACAAAGAUGGCUGAAACUCUGUUCAUGUACUACAAUGUUUUCUUUAAGGUGCAACCUGCCAAGGCCAUUUUUGCAUUGAUGUCUAGCAGUGAAAAUGAAGUAUUUGCGCAUUACAUCUUCAUGGAGACUGCUUUCUCUUUACCUACUGCUGCUGGCUUUCCUCUGAAGUUCUCUUUGGCUGGUGUGUUUGCACCUGGGGCCAAAGGAGGCCUGAGUCACUCACCUGCUAACAUCAUGAGUGACUUCUCCUUUAUGCCUUCAGUUGGACUAGAAUUCAUCACCCAAAUGUGGGUGCACAUUUCAGACUAUGUGGAGGCUGGGCUUGAGAUGCACACUAAUAUGUACCAUGAGAGUUCACUUAAUGCUAAGGUCACCAUGAGCAGAAACCAGAUGAAACUGUCGAUACCUGCACCCAUUGCAAACACUCAGUUGUUCAGCAUUAGUAACAAGUUGCUGUCAGUAUCCUCCAGUCAAACAUCAAUAGUGCCACCCUUGUCUGAGGAGAGAACUGACUCAAUUAACUGCCAGCCCCUUUUCCGAGGUCUGAGAAUUUGCUCAAUUGUGAGUUUCUCCAAUGCUACUUCAAUAGAUGAGGCCCCAUUUUACCUCCUGACCGGUGACAAAAAAUUUGCAUUAGAAAUCCAGCCAACAGGGGAUGUUUCAGAGUAUACUGCCACUCUCAGUCAUGGAGUGCUCAGAGAGGGUAAAAAAAGUCGGCAUAAAGUGGAGUCACUGAAGCUAACCAUGAGGGCAGAAGGGUAUGGUUUAUCAGAAGUCACUGCAUCUCUGAACUACAACCGCAACAAGAACACUCUCACUACUGAGGUUAGCAUUCCUGACUAUGAUGUGGAAGCAGGCGUCAAGCUGACUGUAACUGGCAGUAAUGCAGAGGGGCAGAGAAUGAGAGGGAUCACGGUGGAUGUUACAAGCAAGAACAUCCCUCAGCUGACUCUUGUUGGACACACAAGGCUUGACAUGAUGAAGGACGCCAUGCUGCAACUCAAGUUGCUAAUACCUUUUUUGAAAACCGAAGCCUCUGUCACUGCAAUCCUGAGAAGGGAUGAGGAUAUAGUCGUGGACUUAGAGGCGGUCAUGAAUCUUCCUGAGACAUCCUAUCAACAGAAAGCUUCUUUCAAAUAUGAUGUUGACAAGUUUGAAGUGGAACUGAAAUCAAAUCUGGAUUCAGAGAUUGAGAAACUGAUCCUAAAUAUCAACGAUUAUCACAACAGGCUGCAACAGAUCAUUGAUCAUAUCCUUGAGAAGAAAGUGGCAAAGACUGAUAUGAAACUGCGUCAUAUAGUCAUGAAAGGAAUUGAGGCAGGUGAUAUAUGGCUAGAUAAAUUGACAGCACGCAUCCCCUAUCUUGCGAACCGGAAACAUAGGAAGAGGAUCUAUGAUAUCACCCUGGCAGCCAUGCCUGAGAAGCUUUUUCUGCAGUCAAACAGCUUGUUCAGAUACCAGUUCAACACGGAUAGGAUGGUUAUCUCACUUCCACUUCCACAUGGAGGGACGAAGUCACAGGAUCUGAACAUCCCAACAACGCUGUCUAUUCCUCCUAUAUAUUUACCAGUUAUAGGCCUUUAUAUCCCUGCCAAAAAGUAUUCACUACCGGCAUUCACCAUACCACCUUCUCUCGAUUUUACUGUUCCCUUUCUCGGGCUUGCUGAAGCAUCCACCAAGAUCAAUAGCAAUGUCUACAACUGGGAAGGCUCCAUCUCUGGGGGAAACAACACUGUUAAUGUCCCGAGUUACAUUGCACAAUACAAGGCUAUGGCCAAAUCACCGUUCAACCUACUGGCAUACAAGUUUGAAGGAACCGGUAUGAUAUCAGUAAGUGCUGAUGGUAAUAUCAAGUAUCUUUUAAAUAGUUUCUUCAACCAUGGACUGAUUGAUGCUAACUUCAGUGUAAUAGAAACAAUAGGAGUAACCAACGAAUUUAAUGCAAAAGCAAACUAUCAUAUAAAAGCCUCUAGUCCAUUGGGCCUGCAAGCCUCCCUCUACUACUUUGCUCAGUCAACUUCAACUCUAGAUUUAGAUGAAGUCUCCGGAGAUAGCACUAUGGAUGGAUCACUUAAAAUAGGUUCAUUCUAUACUGAUACCAGCUACGCUCAAAGCUACAACCUGUUUCCAAUAGUUGGAAAAGGAAGAGGAGAGUCAACCCUGUAUUUAAACUCAACAUUCUUUGAUGUUCACAACAUCAUCAUUGGAGUUUACGCAAACUCUGAGUUGAAUAUGCUUUCCAAAAUAAUUUCCCAGGAGGAUUCUUUCAAGCAUGUGGCAGAUCUCAAGUAUAAAAAUGCUCAACUGACCAUGAAAUGCAACACCAUUGCCACCAGCCUGGGUCAGUCACUCAAUAACAAAAUUGAGCUGGAUAUGUCCAGCCAUAAGGUCAGCCUCAAAAUUGAGUCACAGGCAAAUGAUGACACAAAUGGGGCCUACUCACUUAUAGAAGGAUCCUUGGAUUCAAAUGGGCUUGAGGCAAACUCUGAAGGUUCCAUCACCUUUCAGUCAGUUCGUGGAUUGCACAAAGCUUCUGUUAUGGUUGGAAUGCACAGUUUGACCGUAAGUGGAACUAAUAUCAUUCAGUGCAGUCCUGUCAUGGUCGAGAAUAUGUUCAGUGGUGCCAUAGACAACAAUAGAGCAUCCUUAUACUCAAAGACAAAACUGAUAGCAGAGGAAAGCAAAGGAGAGCUGAACAUUGACGGUCAAAUCACAGCUACAGAAGCCACUUUGAGUGGUGUUCUCAAAGGCCAUGUAUACGAUGCAACCACAAGAAACAACAUGGAUAUUGUACUCAACCGUAGAGCCCUGACCGUUGCUAUCAAUAACAUGGGAAAAUGGAAGCAGAUUAAUACAGAAAAUAGCCAUGCACUGACCCUCACUCUAUGGACGCUAGCCCUUCACUCCAAGACAAACAACUUCAUCUGUGAAGAUAUUUACUACAAACAAGACAGCAAGGUUCAUAUGAAGGCAUUUCUUACAUCACUGGAUAUGACAAAUUACCUCAAGUUUCAUGAUUUUAAUUGGAACAACGAAGGCCACAUGCAGCUUGAGCCAAUUACGGUUGAUCUGAGUGGAAGUACAAAGGUAGCCUAUGGAGAACACCACAACAUUAAACAUACCUAUGAACUCAAUUAUGACAAUAUGGCUGGUUCAAUGAAAUACUGCGUGACUGGGAAUGUAAUUGACGCUCAGCUCAGUCACAACUGUGAACUUGAGUUUGCUGGACUAUCCUCUAAGUCAAAGUGUGUGGCACUAAUAAAUUCUGAGCCCUUCCGUUUUGAAAGCACUAUUUGCACCAUGGCACUGCCUUUCAGUCUCACUAUUGAUUCUCUUGUCAACAGUGAUGGACAAAUUAAUCUAUAUGGGAAGCACACCGGACAGCUGUAUAGUAAGCUGUUAGUUAAGACAGAAGCCCUAACUCUUGCAUACUCCCAUGACAGCCAGGUAUCAACCACGCAUAUCUAUCCGAGUGGGAAGUCUUCCAGUAAUUUAGAAAACAAAAUUGAUGGCCUCCUAACACCAAGGGACCAAUCUCUCAUCUGGAAAAUAAAAUCUAAGCUGAACAACCAUGCUUAUAACCAGGAUGUUAGUGCUUUCCAUAAUCCUUUGAAGGUUGGAUUUGAGUUUUCAGGAGUAAUAUUAACAGACAGUUUUGGAAAUUUAAGCAGCAACAUGAGAUCAGAAGUACAAGAAUUUAGUAUAGCUGGUUUCCUCAAGUAUGACAAGAACAGUGACUGUCAUAUCAUUGAGUUCCCAUUCAUUGGGCGUUUCCCUGUAGCUUUUGAACAGCUCAAGAACACACUUGCAAAUGCACUGAUAUUGAUUCAACAGUUCAUCAAAAAUGUAAAUAUCAAUCAGCUAAUUAUUGACUUUAGAGCCAAGUUAGAUCAUAUACCUCUGCAAGUGAGCAACUUUAUGCUCAAAAUGGACUUGGAGAACAAAGUGAAUCAAGUAAACGCAAAACUUGAUUAUUUAAUCAAUGACUUUGCUGUAACAAUGGAUGACUUUGAAUUUGUGAUAAAACACUUAAGAGAGAGCAUGGAGAAUAUAGUAAUGGACAUUGUCUCCACAAUGAGUGACAUCAUCCUCACAAUCAAAGACUAUGUCAAGGACAGCCACUUUGCCGAAAAGAUAACAAAUGUCCUUUUACAAAUUGAAAAUCAGCUUUUGGCCUUUGAUGAGAAGUAUGAAAUUAAGCGGUCACUCAUUAAAGCGCUAGAUACCAUCAAGGACAUCAUCAGACAGAUUGAUUUGCAGAAGCUCACAGACAGCAGCACAGCAUGGCUACGUGAUCUUGAUUUGAAAUUUGAAAUUUUGGAGAAAUUCAAAAACAAACUGUCCGAAAUGAAAAUGGCUAUUCAAAACUUUGACAUCAGUGCGUUUUUCCAAGAGAUAAAGGAUCAACUUCUCUCAAUUGAUUUAUCUUUUUAUGUGGAGCAGAUAUCAUAUACAAUUCCUUCUGCAGAGAUAGCAAACGUGAUGGAAUCUAUAAAUGAUGUUAUUGUUAACUGGAUUGACGAAUAUGAAAUCCCUAACAAAAUCAAUACGGUAUAUUCUUACACUAUGGAUACACUUUUAAAAUACAAUCUUAAUGGUAUGGUUAAAGAAUUGAUGGAUCAGGUAUUGCUUCUCAUCAAAGAAUUCAAAAUCGAAGAGACAGUCCAGGCAAUGGUCGAUGGUCUGAAAUCUAUCAACUUUGAAUUAGUUGAUAAUACAAUUAUGCAGCUUCUGCACUUAGAUUUAAUAAGCCAGUUCGGAACAAUUGAGGUUAGGAAAAUCCUUAAUGACCUUAAUGAAAACAUUUCUUCAAUAGUUGACUCAAUGAAGAAAUUUGACUACAGCACAUUUGUUCAUGAGACCAACAAGAAAAUUUCUGAAUCAACAAAUUAUAUCAACGAGCAGAUUAAACUAUAUGGGAUUGCACAGAAAAUUGAGGCAGUAAGGGAAUUUCUCAGAGGGAUCCAAAAUUCCAUCUUCGCAUAUUUGAAUGAACUCAAAAACUCAAAGGUUGCUGACACUCUAAAGAAAUUGAAAAAUGUGAUUGACGUUACGUUUUACAAUGACAUCAAAUUCAAGGUGCAGGAUAUCUUUGAGGACAUUGAACAACGGAUCAUUGACAUGGAUAUAAGAAAGGAAAUGAAUAUUUACUUUCAAAGAGCAAGAGAAUCCCACAGCAAUGUGGUUAACUAUGUUUCUGCACAGUUUAACCAACUGAUAGAGAGGAUUAUAGAAGUGACCAAUGACAAUGACACCAUUACACAGAUAAAGCAAACUGUGGAUAUAAUUCUGGGUGCACUAAAGAAAGCUGAGAUUGUAGUCCCAACUUUCACUGUACCUCUCACUGACCUUAUCAUUUCAUCAUUUACAGUAAACCUGAACAAAAUGCAGGAGAUUAGCAUCCCAGCUCGUAUUUUUGUCCCUGAGUUCACCAUCCUUAACUCCUACAAAAUUCCUGCCUUUAUCAUAGACUUUGAGGAGAUCAAAGCACAUAUAAUUACACUAAUAGAUAGCAUCAGAAAAUAUGAGAUUCAAAUGCCUGACCCUGAAGAAAUUUUUGGGGACCUAAAAGUGCUUUAUCUUCCUGAACUACAGGAUCUCACCGUCCCAGAAAUAACCCUUUCAGAAAUACUUUUCCCUGUCAUCAAAAUCCCCAAAUUAAAUCUUAAGGACUUUGAAAUUACAAUGCUUCCAAUUCCAGAGAACAAAUUACCUGAGAUUCCGAGCGACCUUUGUAUGCCAUUUUUUGGCAAACUCCAGGGUAAAUUUCGAUUGCACUCCCCACAGUACACAAUGGAAACUAUAGGGAAGAUUGAGAACUCCACAUCCACAGCAAAAAAAACUCAGUUUACAGUUUCAAUUACUUCCCAUUGCAAAUCACCCAUUGAACCCUUUGAAUACACCUUUGAAGCCAAUGCUAGGUUGGAAGCUCCACGAAUGAACAAGUUUCUUUUAACUGAAAUUCUGAAAGUUACACACGUGGCCUUCUCAAUUGAUCAUGGGGGAUCCUUAACACUCACUGGUUCUUCUGCUGAGGCUUCUGCUAAAACCAUAAGCAAGGCCACAACUCAAAUGUACACGUCAGAUUUGGUCAACAAUAUAGCACUUACAUUGAAGAAAAGAAUCUCUGCAACCAUGGACACAAACUAUAACCACAACUUGGACGUCCCAUCAAUUGAAACUUUCAGUGAGGCAUCAAUGAAACAGAAAAUAGCAGCCACCAUGGAAUCAGGCAAAGUCGUUUUGACCAGUGAAACUACUGGUAAUGGAAAGUGGUCCUUUCAAGACUACUCUGACAAAGGUACACACACCAGCAAUUUAGAAUACAGCAUACAGUUUGGCACUGCCAAAUUAACUAUGGUAGGAGAAACAACCUGUAAGGCCAUGAAAUCAAAGCAAACACUGACUGCUGAAUCUGUGAUUUUAAGCCAUAUUAUUGUUGAAGCUAGAUGUGAAAAUGAAUUUCCAUCUGUCAAGAAGAUUGUUAUGGUUUUAAAUGGAGAGAUUGAUAUUGGGCAAUUAAACAUUGAGGUGACAGCUUUUCAUGAUUCCGAAUUAGCUGGAAGUUUGACUGGAUUCAUGACCAACUCGCUAGAAUUUAUUGCUCAUCCAUUUGAAAUUGUGCUUGAUGUUAAGAAUAGAGUAAACUCAAACAUGUUGUUCCCAUUUAAACUUACUGGUAAAGUUGAUCUGCAGCAUGAUUAUGGUGUCAUAAUAAACCCUGAGAAGCAGCGUGCUUGCUCGUUUACUUUGGCCAGAUUCAACCAGUACAAGUACAGUCAGAACUUCACAGCAGAAAACAAUGACAUAAGCAUCUCCUUUCAAUCAUCUGCAAAUGGAGAGGCAAAGCUGGAUUUUUUGGCUGUUCCUUUAACUAUCCCAGCAAUAGUUGUACCUUAUUUUGAGAUUAAAACCCCUGGGGUCAGAGACGUGUCACUGUGGGAAAAUGCUGGAUUUGAAACUUUGCUAACGGAUCCUCAACAGUCAUUCGAUUUCAAUCUGAAGCUUCAUUACUUCAAGAACCUUGAUAGCCAUAGUUUUGAAGUACACCUUGAACCAAUUUAUAAUACGUUUAAUAAUAAUGUCUACAUCCUCCAGGCUCAAUUUGAGAAACAUAGAGACAAAGUAGUUACAUUUCUAAAAGAUUCUUAUAACCAAGCAAGGGUCCAUUAUACAAAACAAACUAGGGACACAUCUGGACUGCCUCCUAGAUUCUUCACUUUCCCUGGAUACAAAAUACCAUUAUUGAAUAUUGAGGUUUCUGCCAUCAGGGCUGAAAUGCCAGCCUUUAGCUACUUUGUUCCAAAGGAAGUCAGCACACCGAGCUUCAAACUUCCAGCACUGGGUUUCUCCGUGCCAUCCUAUGCGGUUGUGCUACCAUCUAUGGAAUUACCUGUAGUCCAUAUUCCAGAAACAUUAAAUGAAAUAAAGCUGCCCACUUUCACACUACCAACUAUUCAGAACAAGGUGUUGAUCCCAGCCCUGGGUAACAUAACUUGUGACUUCUACUUCAAGUCUACUGUUAUCACCUUAAGUGCUAAUACUGGCCUUUAUAAUGAGUCCAACAUUGUUUCUCGGUAUGGCACAUUUUUAACAUCUGUGUUUAAAAUUCUAAAUGGAAAGAUGCAGGGCACCAUCAGUCUGUAGAGAGAGAGAGAGGACGAUAACUGGCUCCCUAGAGUAUAAAACGUGGAAGCGAAUCAUGAGUGUGCAUGGAAGCAUCUCUAACCAACACUGCAAAAAUGAAUCUCCCCUUCCUCAAUGUGAAAUUGAAUCAAUAACUCACAGGAAAUACCAUUACCAAGCCAAAUGUUGUUUCCAAGAAGAAAACUGAAAUACAUAUGUAACAUACCUCUGAUUGAGAUUGUAGGCAAAUUAAACCUUCAUAUGAACUUAUUACGUGUCACUAGAGACAUCUACCUGGGAAAAGUCAAACAUAGAAAUAGACAGUCGGAACCUUAAUUGAAAUCUUGGAAUGGAAGCCAAACAUAGAAAUAGACAGUCGGAACCUUAAUUGAAAAGUCAAACAUAGAAAUAGACAGUCGGAACCUUAAUUGAAAUCUUGGAAUGGAAGCCAGUUCUUACCUUGAUUCCAGUAUCCUGCAUUCAACUUUCAGGAUUCUGAUCCAAACACGGACCUACAGGAACCACUUAAACAAAGCUUAAACAACAAAUGGAAAGUGCAGUGUCAAAAAGGAACUUUAGUCAAAUUUAGAAAAGAAAAGUUCCUUUAACAAACUUCAAGGCUACACUGAACAUAGAGGCAAGUUAUCCAAAUAGUUUGAGUCAUGCUGGACUUAAUCCGUAUUAACCUCCCCAUCAGCUCAGAGAAUCAGUUUAUCACUUGGAGUGGGAAGGAACACCAGGCAUCUCUCAUCCUUACGUGAUUUUCUUGCGUCUAAUGAUGAAUCUAGUAUGCAUGGACCUGACAGGAUCUAUGGAAGGCCAUCUGGGUUUCUUGAAUGCAGUUAGCAUUCCUGUACAUUAGAAGACCUUCUGGGAAUUCUCAAGUACAAUCCGGUCAUACUAAACAUGGAAGUUACAAUUCCUCACCAUCUAUUCCAGUAUUGUGUAGACACAUGCGUGGCAAGGAGUUUACAGUACCAUUUAACCAAUGAAAAUGAAAACUACUUCAAACAUCCCUAACAUUAGCUUUGAAGUAUCAUAGAUAAAAGAAAAUCCAUCGUUCAUAAAAUGAGUCCUAGUGGUAAGAAUUAUGGUAUGUUGAUGUUAUGUAUACAAUUGGAUCAUUUACAUAAAAUGGAUUAAGCAUAUUGCAUAUGUUGUUGCGUCAUCCAAUUCUGUACACAUUCUGUCUGUAACUAUUGAUGUUUUUUUGGAAGUUUUUCUGUGUCAUGUGAAAGCUUCGGUUCAGCGGUUGCCGCAUGUGUAAAGAUUGCAGGGUCUGUGGUCAGUUUUGUUAUACUGGGCUAUAUAAAAUGAGUUGAAUAUCAUGUUCAUGAAGAGAGAAUUAGUAUAUUGGAAAUAUCAAGUAUGAUGCUAUGUUGGGGAUAUUAGUAAUAUGAUGGUGAUGAUGAUGUUAUGCCAUAUUAUGAUAGGUAUGUGCUUGGUUUUAGAUGAUAAAUGUGACAUAUUAAAUCCAAUAUUAUGUAUAAUGUAUAAUCUUUGAAUGUGUUGUUGUGAAUGAAGUUGAAGAUUAGUUAGGUCAAUGAGGGCUUCCAGAUUCAAACUCAUGAUGGUGAUAGAGAGGUAACAAACAGGCUGGGUGUGGCCAUCGUUUGGAAUGGAGAAUGGUCAAGGGGAUGGCCAAGCUGAGCGGAGCUGCUGUUGACAUCACAGCCAGCCAAUUACUGAGGGAAGAAGCUCCGCACCUCCAGACACAAGUUGACUGGUCUAUAAAUAGCGUCAUUCAUUUUGUAAUGUAAUUUAACCUGCUAAUUAUUAAAUGCUUCUUGAUUUUAA
Molecule: messenger RNA, 11856 nt
Organism: Pungitius pungitius (ninespine stickleback)
Lineage: Eukaryota; Metazoa; Chordata; Actinopteri; Perciformes; Gasterosteidae
Gene: apoba
Product: apolipoprotein Ba
Exons: 25
Coding region: 109-10080 (3323 amino acids)
Biological process (GO): lipoprotein transport; triglyceride mobilization; cholesterol transport
Cellular component (GO): mature chylomicron; low-density lipoprotein particle; very-low-density lipoprotein particle
Molecular function (GO): cholesterol transfer activity; low-density lipoprotein particle receptor binding
Source: RefSeq, a predicted model, not a curated record